Molecule: messenger RNA, 2586 nt
Organism: Vicia faba (fava bean)
Lineage: Eukaryota; Viridiplantae; Streptophyta; Magnoliopsida; Fabales; Fabaceae
Source: the annotation of a GenBank genome assembly
AUGAAAAUUUUCACAACUUAUUAUAAUUAUCAUUUGAACUUCUUUUUUAUCAUUUUAUUAUCAUCAUUUUCUCUUACAGCAUUAACUCCACUUCCUAACAGAAGAAACCUACACCAACCGUUUUCGUUUCCGGUGAGUUCUGCUCCGCCGCCGGAGAUAUCACCUCCUCCGCCUCCGGAUACAACUCCCUCCUCCCCCGACAUUCCAUUUUUUAAUGAGUUAACGCCACCACCGCCUCCGGUGGAAAACAACCAGAAUGUACCUUCUUCAUCCUACAACGGUACGAUUGCAAAUCCGACGGCGACGAAACCUGAAGAGCCUGCUAAGAAAGUUGCGAUUGCGGUUUCCGUUGCAUUUUCGUUGUUUGUGAUGUUCUCUGUAGUCGCUUUCUUUUUGUAUAAGCAGAAAACUAAACCUUCACCGGAAUCAGAUAAAAUGAAACUCGUCGGUGAGAAUUCUCAAAGAGUUCUAGAAGAUUCCACCAUGGCUCCACAACAGCCUUCAAGUUUCCUCUACAUUGGAACUGUUGUGGAACCUAACGGAACGUCUGUAGGUGUAGCUAACCCUCACAAGAUUAACCGUUACCGGCCGAGUCCCGAGUUGCAUCCAUUGCCGCCUCUCACGAAGUGUCUCGUUGUGGACAGUCACUCGCCACCGGCGGUUUCCUCGUCGUCUUCGUCGGAGACGGAGUUUCAUUCGCCGCAGGAGUCUUCUUCUCUUAAUCUCAGCCGUGAAAAUAGCUAUUACACGCCGGUUUCGCGUCAGAGUUCUCUUGCUAACGGAAGCCCUAUCGCGCCGGUUUCGCGUCAGAGUUCUCUUGCAAACGGAAGCCCUACCGCGCCGGUUUCGCGUCAGAGUUCUCUUGCUAACGGAAGCCCUACCGCGCCGGUUUCGGUUUCUCCGGUGGUUCCUUUUUCGAAGCGAACUUCUCCGAAAUCUCGAUUAUCUGGUUCUUCGCCGGAUAUCAGACACGCGAUGAUACCUUCCAUUAAGCAAGUUGAGAAAGAAGCGACGUUAUGCGGUGGUGGUCCUUCUAGAAGACCAAAAUUCUCAUCGCCGCCACCAGCGCCUAAUUUGACGCAUCUUCAUUCAAAUGACCUAAGAGAUUCACUUAGUUUACCUCCUCCACCUCCACCACCUCCUCCGCCGAGAAAUUUCCGGUCGCCGAUAGUUAGUGCUUCUCCUUCUUCUGCUUCACGAAAGUAUCAAUGGACUCAGCCACGAAGUCAUGGAGAGGAUUCUGCAUCUGGUAACAGUUUGAGUGUCAAGAAAGUUUCCAAGGAAGAUGAUGAAAUUGAAAUGGAUGGAGGAAAACCUAAGUUGAAACCUCUGCAUUGGGAUAAAGUGCGUGCUACUUCAGAUCGUGCUACUGUAUGGGACCAAUUAAAAUCGAGCUCAUUUCAGUUAAACGAGGACAUGAUGGAGACUCUGUUUGGUUUUAAUUCAUUGAAUUCUGCACCUAAACCUAAAGAAAUGUCUGUUAACAGGAAACCAGUUUUUGCCGCGGUUGUGCAAGAGAAUAGGGUGUUAGAUACAAAGAAAUCCCAAAACAUAGCUAUACUACUCAGGGCAUUGAAUGUCACAAGAGAUGAGGUUUCUGAAGCUCUUUUAGAUGGGAAUCCUGAAGGUUUGGGUGCUGAGUUAUUGGAAACUCUAGUGAAGAUGGCUCCAACGAAGGAGGAGGAAAUAAAACUAAAACAUUGUGACGGUGAUCUUUCAAAACUUGGGCCUGCAGAAAGAUUUCUUAAAGCAGUGCUUGAUGUCCCUUUAGCUUUCAAAAGAGUUGAAGCCAUGCUAUACAGAGCUAACUUUGAAGCAGAAGUUAACUACCUUAAGAAAUCCUUUCAAACCCUGGAGGCAGCAAGUGAGGAACUAAAGAACAGCCGGUUAUUCCUCAAACUCCUUGAAGCUGUUCUCAGGACAGGAAACAGAAUGAAUGUUGGAACCAAUCGCGGUGAUGCUAAAUCUUUCAAACUAGAUACACUACUGAAACUUGCAGAUAUAAAAGGAACUGAUGGAAAGACCACAUUGCUCCAUUUUGUUGUUCAAGAAAUUAUUAGAUCUGAAGGUACAGGCGAUGAAUCUGCAAAUGAGAAUGUUCAAAACCAAACGAAUUCCCAGUUCAACGAGGAUGAGUUCAAAAAGAAAGGAUUACAGGUUGUGGCUGGAUUGAGUAGAGACUUUGGUAAUGUAAAAAAGGCAGCAGGAAUGGACUCAGAUGUCUUAAGCAAUAUGCAAGGGAACUUCUUUAACUCUACAGAGAUAUUUAUGAAAGAUGCUGAAGAGAAAAUAUUAAGGAUCAAAGCUGAUGAGAUAAGGGCCUUAUUCCUUGUGAAAGAAGUUACAGAAUACUUUCAUGGGGAUACCACAAAGGAAGAAGCCCACCCUUUCAGAAUUUUUACGAUUGUAAGAGACUUCCUAAAUAUUUUGGAUCAAGUUUGCAAAGAAGUGGGAAAGAUGCAGGAUAGAACUGCAACCAGUUCAUCCAGAUCGUUUAGAAUAGCCGCAAGUGCAUCGCUACCUGUUCUGAACAGGUACCGUGCCAGACAAGAUACAAGUUCAGAUGAGGAAAGUUUAUCACCCUAG